CACAUUCUGCAAUUUGUCACAUCCUGUGUAGUGGUAACAUUGGCUCAGGAAGAUGAAGACAAAUAGGAACUAUUGACAAGGCUGCCUGAAAACCAAGAACUGACACCGUGCUGGAGUUUCUGAGUGUUCAGCUGGAACCAAGGGCCCACUCCUCGGAGACAGUGUUGGCAGCAUCAUCAUGAUAUCAAAACCCAUGGCAGGGGAGACCAUUGCUGUGCUCACAACAAGGGGCAUCAACCUACACCAGUCAGAGAAACCCCUGAACCAUGGACAAGACACCCUGAAGAAAUAUCUAAAAGCAGAAAUCAAAGUUACUGGGACUCUCCAGAUCCUGGGCGGUGUGAUGGUGUUGAGCUUGGGCAUCAUUUUAGCCUCAGCACCCUUCACUCAACAUUUUUCCUCAGCGUUUUCUAUCCUGCUGAAAUCUGGCUACCCAUUCAUAGGAGCCUUAUUUUUCAUCCUCUCUGGUGUUCUAUCCAUUCUCACUGAGCGAAGGUCGACAAAGCACUGGGUGCACAGCAGCCUCGCCACGAGCAUUUUGAGUGUUCUGUUUGCUCUGAUGGGCUCCGUCCUCCUCUGUGUCAACCUGUUGGCUUUGAGUCCUGCCUCCCAGCAGUGUGAGCUGAGCGUGCUGGCUUCACCAACCACAUAUCAUGAUAAUUUGUUUCAUCAUAUGCCAAAUGAUCACAAGGAGGAUUGUAUUAUAGCCAAAACCACUUUGACUGGAGCCUUGUCAAUGAUGCUCAUCUACACUGUGCUGGAGUUGUGCCUCGCGGUGCCUGUUGCUGUGCUGUGGUGGAAACAGGCUCAUUCCGACUUUGCUGGGGGUGUGCUUUUCUUGCCAGGGCUUUAUAAGAAUAAACCAAGCAUGUCCUCAAAAGUGAUUGGUGAUUGUGACUAUGAAGAACUAUUGACUUCUUAAGAAAAUAAAUAAGAAGAGUAUUCAUCAGAAAGUUGGUUUUCAUGAAGUACAUAAAAUCUAACCAUUUCAGGAGAGAAAAAUUUGAGUUCUCUGAAAUAUUGGCUUCUUAUAGAACAAAUAUCAAAAUAUUGUUGAGUA
This is a messenger RNA of Ochotona princeps (American pika), 1060 nucleotides long. Its product is annotated as membrane-spanning 4-domains subfamily A member 6A. The record is from RefSeq and is a predicted model, not a curated record. The transcript is spliced from 7 exons. Bases 179 to 922 code for a protein of 247 amino acids. Gene Ontology annotation, biological process: cell surface receptor signaling pathway. Lineage: Eukaryota; Metazoa; Chordata; Mammalia; Lagomorpha; Ochotonidae. Gene Ontology annotation, cellular component: plasma membrane; trans-Golgi network.